AUGCUAACAGACUAGCUUAUAGCCAGUGAGUGUCAAGUCAACAACAAACUAAGUAGCAAGCGUGUCUUUCUUGCGUUUUAACACACAGAAAGACACUGGACACGUUUUGUCUGUUUUUUUAGCUGCUUACUGAGUAAUGCAGACAGAAUACACGGAUUUGAGGUUAAUACAAAUUUAAGCAGGGCAAUAGUUUCAUUCUAGCGUUACCAGGCCUGGCUGGAUUCGCGCUUUUGCUUGCAAGACUGGACCAGUUAAUCUCGAAGAAUGGAGACUUGGGUCCGAUUUAACUCACAGAGCCAAGCGAAAGAACGGCUGUGCAGGGCUGCCCAGUAUGCAUGCACGCUUCUCGGGUACACCUUGCAGAGGGGGGGUGUUGGCACAGACCUCUUGAUGACUGUCAAACAACUGGAGUCCCACAUGAGCCUGACCAGGAAGUUAAUGCGAUUGGGAAACUCGGCCGAGGCCUUGGAGGCAGCCAAGAGGGCAGUGCACCUGUCCGACAGCAUCCUGCGGCUCUGCAUCACUGUAGCCCACCUGAACCGGGCUAUGUACUUUGCCUGUGAUAAUGUCCUCUGGGCUGGCAAGACUGGCCUGCUGCCCAAACUGGAUCAGAACAAAUGGAGCCAGAGGUCCUAUAGGUAUUACCUGUUUGCCCUCAUUCUGAACCUGACUCGUGACGCGUACGAGAUCGCCCUGCUGAUGGAGCGUGAGUCUCGUAGUUGCAGUUCGGCCAAGGCCUCCCUCUCCAGCACGCCCGUCGCGCUGACCCCUGAGAACGGCGACCUCCCCGCCACGCCGUCCUCCGCCUCCGGUUCCGCUUCGGCCUCCCCACAGCCGCCGCUGUUGCUCCCGGUGGUCCCGUCCCUCCCAGCGCUCUCCCAGCGUCUGCGGCGACAGCUCCGCCUGCUGGCCGCCGUCCUGCGUAGCAACCCGCCGCUCCUGCUGGACCUGCUGAAGAACACGUGCGACGUCUUCAUCCCGCUGGACCGCCUGGGCAUCUACACGACGGGCAACGGCUUCGUGGGCGCCUGCGGCCUGGCGUCCUCCGUCCUCUCCAUCCUCACCAUUCUCCACCCCUGGCUCAAGCUCAAGCCCUGAGCGCCGCACGUGGGCCAGACCCAGGCCAGAGCCGCGGAGCAGCUCCCAGAGCUUUGGGUAAACCUGGGUGGGGGAGGAGGAAGAGAAAGAAAGUUGAAUGGAAGUGCAGAAGUGUCAGGGAGGAGUUUUGGAGAAUUUUUUUAAAAUUAUUUUUAUUUGUUUUUAUUUUAUUUUUAUUUUUUUUGGGGGGGCACGACAUACAGUAGGUCUAAUUGAAAGUUUGAGUGUGAGAGUGUGUGUGUGUUUCCCCCCCUUCACAUCGCUCUCCCCUUGCAGCUUGGCUCACUGUCACACUGCUAGACUCCACACAAACCCUGAAAACUCUUAACUUCCCUCUUCUACUUAGCAUGUCUAAAACGCUCCUCUUCAUACAGCAAAACCAUCCCGCGCCAACCCCACGCUCUGACCACACCUCCCCUCGAAUGCCCGUAGGUGUGUGGUGGAUGCAUUUAUUCCCAGCGGGAAGAAGGUGGCCAGUGUGAUUGAGUGAGUUGACCUUACUGUAGCUGCACUUACUCUUCAUUACCAGACGCUACUCAAAGAUCUCGGGCUUUGCAAAAUUGAACUUCUCAGUCCUGCUAGUCUAACAACUAGACUUGUGUGCACAUGACAAUGAUCCAACUGAUCCAUUUAAACGGUUAACUUUAAUGGUUUGUUUGUUUGUUUGUUUGUUGGGGUGGGCACUAUGAGCCAUACUAUGUACUGUGUCACGUAGCCAUUGCUCCCAGUUGUAUAGCUUAGUUCUUAAAGGAACACGGCAAUGUUUGCCCUCCACCCCAGAGAUAUACAAGAGGAUACAUACCCUUCUCUUUUCUGCGUGUGCAAUAACCCAGUCUGACACUGUUAGCUUAGCAUAAUUCACUUUAAGUGGGUUGUUCCAGUUAGCCAAUAGUUAGCUUAUAGCUAAAAAGGAGUUAUAGGCUAACUGGAACAACCCACUUCCAGUGAAUUAUGGUAAGGUAGGCUAAUGAUAAAACUGGGUUAUUGCACAGACAGAGAAAAGAAGGAUAUGUAUCCUGGGGUAGAUAGCAAAUAAGCAAAUUUUUCAAAAAGUUGGCAUGUUCCUUUAAUGAAUGUAUCAGGGAGUUUGAGAUGGGACCCCAGAAAUUCCGUCUGUAGCUGCAACCACUUGUUUUAAGGAUGAGUGUAAGAUUGUUUGUUGAAUUACACGAUAGACUGAUCCGAAUGAUCUUUAGAUUUUUGAUUUUAGAUCUCUGGACCUGUUUGUUGGAUUACCUUUAUACAUAGUGAAAAGAUGUCAAUAUUUUAGAUGGCGCUGUUUACAUAUAUGAAUGAAGUUCUUGUUUAUGGCUUAUGAUCUCAUAUGGAUUGUUUUACGCAUUAGGUUUUCUCUGAUUUGCAGAAAAUAUUUUUGCAUGUUAGCACCGAAACGAAUGGCUUUCUCUGCAUUUGGAAGAAAUAUUGCAUUUGAAAUAUUGCUAAUUCUACUGAUCAAAAAUAAACAACAAAAAAAAGUGAUCAAGUAUGAAUGAUUGCUCAACAUAAUACUUUAUGGUUCAGCUCUUUGGUUACAUUUAUUUGUUUGUUCCACCCAGUGGGAACGUAUCUGUUUGUUUUCUCAUGGAACUGGUUCUGAACAGCUCUGCAGCAGACCCCCUUUCAGGAGAAGAUUACAGCUCAUCCUGACUGCAUGCAAGCAUCUGACUGUGGCUUAGCAUUAAGUGCUAACACUGAAUCUGUGCUUUUCUAUUGUCAUAUUUCAAUAAUUUGCCAUUAAAAUUAGCAACACGGACCACGAGUGACAGAAAGAAAAUAGAAACGCGACGCCUGACAAAAUUUCUGCUCAAAACGUUGUGCUGCAUUGCACAAAUAGAAAACAAUGUAAUCAAACUGAUUUAGCUAAUGUUCGCUUGCAUUGCAUGCCGUUAGGACACGGUGUAACACUUACUCGGGGGUAUUCCAAGAACGCAGAUUAGUGACAAGCCUGGAUUAGUAAACUCAGAGUAAGUGGUAAUCCUCCAAUAGAGGGGUCCCCUGACUUCAUCCCCUGCAAAACAAAAUCAUAGAGCUCCUCUAUUAGGAUAAAUACUGCUUUCUCUGAGUUAUUGUAAUUUUCCCUGAGGUUUAUACAUUGGUUUUGCAAAAAUGUUUCAGCUAUGAGGUUAAUACACAUGGUGGGCUAUACAUGGGAAUGCAUUUAUUUUCUUCAUUCUUCUUUAUGAUUAAAGCAAAAUCUGAUCCCAAUUCAUUGGGGUAUUAGCCACUGCAUUUAAUACAUGGGUGCAGUUAAUACAUUUGUUUUUUUAAUUAGCAUAAAACACUGUCCUGCGGUUUAUAGACAAUGUGGCUAAUACACAGGAAAUUACUGUAACCAGGCUUGAUUCUAAUCUACAUUCUUGAAAUAGGAAAGCUUUGCUUAGGUCAACUCCUGAACAGUAGGUGGGUUUACAUGGACAGUUUUUUUGUCAUUCCGAUUAAACUAUUCCGAAAAUACAGCAGGCAAUCCAAUUGACCGUAUACUGUUCAAUCGGAAUAGCAACGCAAUAUACCACCUCUUUCAAUUCUACUCAGAUCAGGCAUUUUUAUUCCGAUUAAGGUGUUUAUAUGAGAAUUUCUAUUCCGAUUGAGCCGCUAUUCCGUUUCUAAUCAGAUUAAGUGUCCAUGUAAACGUAACUAGUCCUUUCCUGCCAAGAUUUUCCUGGCACAGGAUAGUAAAAACAGUGCUGUACUUCUACCAUCCUAACCUAGAGAAAGUCUUGGGUAUCUUUAUUGGAUAGUGGUGAACAUGCUUUUGGGGGAUGGCGAAGGGAACUUUUCAGUGCCCUCCAACUGACUCCAAGGUCAUCUCCAGGCACAUUGUCCCCAAAAGCACUGCUGUAUGGAGAGACUGACCGCCUCGAGCAUGGUACAGGUCUCUUAUGUCGAUGUGGUUAUAGCAUAGUAAGGCUUCUAAUGGAGUUUGGAGAAGAGUUUUGUCAUCUGUAGAGAGAGAGAGAGAGAUCUCUUUAGCCUUUUCAGCUCUCUUUACUGUUCAGUAAUCAAAACUGAUUCCACUGACCUGAUCGGCUAACAUGAGUAUGGUUGUGUUUUUUUACAUAAAAUAAAAAAAAUGGGAAAACGUA
Alosa alosa (allis shad) is the source of this 4181-nucleotide messenger RNA. It is a transcript of the gene pex11b, whose product is annotated as peroxisomal biogenesis factor 11 beta. Gene Ontology annotation, biological process: peroxisome fission; regulation of peroxisome size. Lineage: Eukaryota; Metazoa; Chordata; Actinopteri; Clupeiformes; Clupeidae. Bases 265 to 1098 code for a protein of 277 amino acids. Gene Ontology annotation, cellular component: peroxisomal membrane. The record is from RefSeq and is a predicted model, not a curated record. The transcript is spliced from 4 exons.